Molecule: messenger RNA, 738 nt
Organism: Ipomoea nil (Japanese morning glory)
Lineage: Eukaryota; Viridiplantae; Streptophyta; Magnoliopsida; Solanales; Convolvulaceae
Product: bZIP transcription factor 11
Exons: 1
Coding region: 24-527 (167 amino acids)
Biological process (GO): positive regulation of DNA-templated transcription
Cellular component (GO): nucleus
Molecular function (GO): transcription cis-regulatory region binding; DNA-binding transcription factor activity
Source: RefSeq, a predicted model, not a curated record
UUGUUUUUCUUGAGGUAUUUUUCAUGGCUUCCUCUAGUGGGACAUGUUCAGGGUCAUCUAUGAUGCAAAACUCAGGUUCUGAAGGGGAUCUUCAAGAAUUGAUGGAUCAGAGGAAAAGGAAGAGAAUGAUAUCUAACCGUGAAUCUGCGAGGAGGUCUAGGAUGAGGAAACAGAAGCAUCUGGAUGAUCUGGUGUUCCAGGUGGGUCAUCUGAGGAAAGAGAACAGCCAGAUCAUCACCAGCAUGAGCAUCACCACCCAGCAUUAUCUCAAUGUUGAGGCUGAAAACUCCAUCCUGAGAGCUCAAAUGGAUGAGCUUAGCCACAGGUUGCAGUCCCUGAAUGAGAUGAUCAGUUUCUUGAAUGGAAACAAUUGGGGUUCUGAGAUUGAUCAGCAGCCUUACCUUUACAGUACUGUCCUGAAUGAAACUCUGGAUGAUGGGUUCUUUAUGAACAACAGUUGUUGGAAUUUUGUGUGUGUCAACAAGCCCAUCAUGGCUACUGCACCUGCUGACAUGCUGCAAUACUGAUCAGUUCCCAAGACAUUUUGGAGCCUAAAGAGGGAAUCUAUUUAGCUGUAGGAUCCAAGAUAAGAUAAGCAUAUUUAUAAUUAUGACUAUUAAAGUGGUAUUAGUAGCUGUAAGGAUAAUAAAAUGGUUCUUGUAAAAUGCUUUUGUCCCCAUGUUGGGGUGAUGAAGGUGUUGGGUGGGGGUGGAUAUCAGAAACAUGGCUUUUCAAGAA